Messenger RNA from Toxotes jaculatrix (banded archerfish), 407 nucleotides. It is a transcript of the gene atp5mk, whose product is annotated as ATP synthase membrane subunit k. The transcript has 4 exons. The record is from RefSeq and is a predicted model, not a curated record. NCBI's taxonomy places the organism in Eukaryota, Metazoa, Chordata, Actinopteri, Toxotidae. The coding region runs from base 105 to 281 and encodes 58 amino acids.
CAGGAUUUCCUUGCAAAUUUAGCAUUGCGGCCUCUGUUGAAGGGCACCUGUCUCGUUCUUGUUGCACAGGGGUCGUGUAUUAAAAGGACCAUUAACCAUCCAUCAUGGGAGGACAUGACGCCGGAACCCAGCACCAGUUUACUGGGAUUGCCAAGUACUUCAAUUCAUACACAAUCACAGGAAGGAGGAAUUGUGUUUUGGCCACAUAUGCCAGCCUAGUAGCCAUUGCCCUUUUCUUCAAAUUGAAGCCCAAGAAACAGGCCGCCGUCACAGAAAAGUGAUAAUGUGUCCAUCCAGACCACCAUUCUAGCAGCUGGGCGAGGAGAGAGCAGCUGGACAUGCUUGUAAUAAAAUAUUACUUUUUGGUUUCUCUGUGUUAACAAUAAAGAACAUUUAUGCCCAACAUA